CCCAUGGUUCCCCAGAAUUAACCCUUCUCUCUCCUCCCCCAACAGGUUGGUUUUUGGAGGUGUCCCUGCUGAAGGACAAAGAGUUCUCCCAUGUGACACCCCAAGGUGCCUUUGAGGAAAGCUCUCCGGACCUCCUUAUGGGCUGAUGGAGAAGUGGGCUCCCCACACCCUCUCUGUCCCCAGCUGAGAUUAUGGUGGAUUUGGGAUACAGCCCAGGCCUGGGCCUCCUGCUGCUGACCCAGCCCCGGAGGCGUUAGCAAGAGCCCUGUGCCAUCCACCCCCCCAGAGACCACCCCUCCUACCAGGGGCCUGGAGCUGGCGAGUGACUAUGCGGCUUGGGCUGUGUGUGGUGGCCCUGGUUCUGAGCUGGAUGCAUCUCGCUGCCGGCGGCCGGGGGAUCAAGGGGAAGAGGCAGAGGCGGAUCAGCGCCGAGGGGAGCCAGGCCUGUGCCAAAGGCUGUGAGCUCUGUUCCGAGGUCAACGGCUGCCUUAAGUGCUCACCCAAGCUGUUCAUCUUGCUGGAGAGGAACGACAUCCGCCAGGUGGGCGUCUGCUUGCCGUCCUGCCCACCUGGAUACUUUGAUGCCCGCAACCCUGACAUGAACAAGUGCAUCAAAUGCAAGAUCGAACACUGUGAGGCCUGCUUCAGCCAUAACUUCUGCACCAAGUGUAAAGAGAGCUUGUACCUGCACAAGGGCCGCUGCUAUCCCGCCUGUCCCGAGGGCUCUGCGGCUGCCAACGGCACCAUGGAGUGCAGCAGCCCCGCACAAUGUGAAAUGAGCGAGUGGUCUCUGUGGGGGCCGUGCUCCAAGAAGAAGAAGCUCUGUGGCUUCCGGAGGGGCUCGGAGGAGCGGACACGGAGGGUGCUCCACGCCCCUGGGGGGGACCACACCGUCUGCUCCGAUACCAAGGAGACCCGGAGGUGCACUGGGCGGAGGACGCCCUGCCCGGAGGGGCAGAAGAGGAGGAAGGGCGGCCAGGGCCGGCGGGAGCAUGCCAACAGGAAUCCCAGCCGGAAGGAGAACAAGGAGGCGGGCGCCGGCGCUCGGAGACGCAAGGGCCAGCAGCGGCGGCAGCAGCAAGGGACAGUGGGGCCGGUCACCUCUGCGGGGUCCACCUAGGGACACUGUUCAGCCUCCGGGCCCGUGCAGAAAG
Messenger RNA from Kogia breviceps (pygmy sperm whale), 1154 nucleotides. RefSeq names its product R-spondin 1 (gene RSPO1). The record is from RefSeq and is a predicted model, not a curated record. NCBI's taxonomy places the organism in Eukaryota, Metazoa, Chordata, Mammalia, Artiodactyla, Physeteridae.